Molecule: messenger RNA, 342 nt
Organism: Epithele typhae
Lineage: Eukaryota; Fungi; Basidiomycota; Agaricomycetes; Polyporales; Epitheliaceae
Exons: 5
Coding region: 1-342 (113 amino acids)
Biological process (GO): mitochondrial electron transport, NADH to ubiquinone
Source: RefSeq, a predicted model, not a curated record
AUGUCCCUUCCAACGCCGUUCACCGUGGCGCACCAAUCCUACGUCAAGGGCCUCUAUCGACGUAUCCUCAAGAAUGAGCUGAACUGGAUUGUGCAGCGGGAUAUCUGGAGAGCCAGGGCGCUCUCCAUUCGGGCGGAGUUCGAUGCGAACAGGAAUGUGCGUGAUCCUCGUGCACUUGCUGCCAUUCUCGCCAAAGCAGAGGCGGACUACGAGGAGCGCAAGCACCCUGACCCAUACCGUCCCUCCACGGCACCCGAUGGUACUAAAUGGGAGCGAAACUUGCCUCCCCCGCUCGGCCCCAUCUUCGACCACGAGAAGUACAACGCAGAGCACGCUCAUUGA